CACAAACUAUUGCUCAUAAUCAUAAUACUGUGAUUUAUCAAAAUAAAAUCUUAUCCAUUACGGAGUUAUACUCUACCACAGUGCCCAAGUCUUAUAUCAACAAAUAAACCAAUCAUAAAUUACAGGCAUAAAAGGCCUUAAUUUGAGGAUUUCAAAUUCCUGAAUUAGAACAUAUUUUUAUCAUCUUCGGUUUCUCAUGAAGCUCCGAAUUCUUGUAUAAUGAUGACUGAUAACUGUAUUAUGUAUUAAACUAUGCAUGUUGUUUUAUUAACACGUGACUCUGUAUACGACGGCAUCUAUUCAACUUAUUGUAAUUCUUAAUAGCCUAAAAAGAAAGCGAACCAAAAUAAAAUGAUAUUAAGAUAUAAAACAUGGAAUAAAGGCGGUAUAUUUAGCGUAUAUUGGGGUUAAUAUAAUGCUAAAAAUUUCGAGCGUGAUAAAGAGUAAAUAUAUUAACACGUACAUCUAAUAUCUAGAGGGCUUCAGAAUGACAGUCUGCACAAUUUCCACUAUUUGUUAAAUUUUUCAUGAAAUGAUGUUAUCUUGGUUUGACUGCCUUUAAUUUUCUUCCAGCAGAAUUAUAUAAAGGCCUACAUCUAGCGUUAGGAUAAACUCACUAGGCAUGCAUGACAUGUACAUCCCCAACUGACUUGCCUGAGAAAUUCUUCAAUGAUGGCCUGCAGGAUGGUUGUCUAUCUAUAACACUCCUUUAGCUGAUGAUCUGCAAUUGGGACAGUCCUGGUGUUUCCAAAGUUCUGAACAAAAUCAGCCAGUUUAGGAAAAAAUGCCGGUAGCGUUUACCUUUAUUGGUUUGUCCACGUAGAAUUUCGCAGGUGGUACUUUUCUUUACCUACAGUUUUACCAAAUUAAAAUUCCACCCAUCUGCUAAUAUGAUUAUGUUGACGUGAAGCCGUUAAGAAAGGUAGAAUACAGAUUGCUUAGUCAGUCUCCCAUAAAAAUAAACACCUAAAAUGGUAAGACAGCCCAACUAAAGCACUGUUCUCUGAAGAAUCAUGUCACUGCUGUUGUCUAGUCAGUAAUACAACUUCAUUCUUAAAUAUUAAAGUAGAUUACUUACACUAUGGAGCUAGCUGUUUGCCGCUAUGCAGUCAAUCUUUAUUGAGUAAGAGAACGUCAUAUAACCACUAUUUCUUUACUUAGCAGUUCUUUGGGUGAUAACGUUAUGUUAGCAUGACAACCAGUUCUUACCAGCAUUUGUCGGUUGAGACAUCUAUUUCGCAAGGGUUUACGCUUGUCCCUACUUGAUAAAAGCUGGAUUGAUAAAGCAAGGUUACAACCCUUAAAGUCGUGUUCGAUUCGCCAAAAUAAAUGUAAUUAUUAUAGAUGUGGGAGUGUAUCCGUCAUGUGUAUUCACCAAAGAUUAUUAGAAGGCAUCUUAAUGUCCGUAAAAUUACAAUUUUAGUGAAUAUAUUACAUGCUGCGAUUGUAUACAUUUAUCAUUCAAAAAAUUACUUUAUUAAGUACUACCAGUAGCCAGAUAGUACGUUUAACUAAUACAGUUUAUUUCAUAAGUUGUUACAUUGGUUGCUAAUUAUUAUAGAAGUUUAAAAUUUCUGAUGACAUUUUUAGUAAUAUUUUUUGUCUAUUAACUAUAUAAGCAAUAUAUGUUUUUCCGUGAAUGUUUUUAUAACCAGGUUUAUUCGUAAUUAUUUUAGAUUGAUCCUUCUGUGAAUAAUGGAGGAAAAUGCACAACGCAAAGUUAUUAAACAGCGUCUAAAACAAUUUUAUGGAAGUGAUGUCGGAAACUCUGUGGAUAAUGAUCCAUUAAAUAUUGACAGCUCUUCCUUUGACAUACAUAUGUACUUAGACAAAAGCUUCAAAACUAAAGAUCUUUCUGAUCUGAUGUCUGAAGAAAAAGCUUUAAGUGAACAAAUUCGCAGCUUGGAUUCUGAUAUGCAAACAUUAGUGUAUGACAAUUACAGUAAAUUUAUCAACGCAACAGACACAAUUAGAAUGAUGAAAUCCAAUUUCAGUUAUGUUCGCGCAGAAAUGAAUUCAUUAUUACAGAAUAUUGACUCCAUUGUCUCACUUUCUGAAGUAAUCAAUGAAAACUUAACAGACAAACGGAAGAAGCUGAGAACGCUAACAGCAACUCACCUGACUUUGAAUAAACUGAACUAUUUAGUUGAACUGCCAGUUAGCUUGAGAAAUUAUAUGAAUAAAUGUGAAUGGGAACAGACUGUGGCUGAUCUUAAUAAGGCGAAAUUCAUUUUAAAAAGUUAUCAUAAUACCCCGUCAUUCAAAAGUAUUCGGGAAGAUUGUGCUGAGAUUCUUACAGAAAUAUGUGCAAGACUUUGGCGUCAGUUUGAUGAAUCCAGUGAUGCAGUUGAAUGUUCCAGUCACUUAAAAUUUUUGCAGCAGCUUGGGUUUUCCAGAAAAAAGUUAUCAACGGCCUUGCUACGUUUAACUAAACGUCAAAUUAACCAACGUUUGGCUUAUAUGAAGAUUUUGGUGUGUGAAGGUGACAAAUCAAAUAUUCCCAAAAAUGAGGUCUUUCAUCCUACCGAAAAUAAUGUUGAUUCUUCUUUGCAAGAAGCUAUUUCAGAUGAAAUGGAUAUAUUAUAUUUCGCCAAUCUCGUAACUGAUUCUGUCCUUAUUGAGCUAUCCGCCUUUAUUGGAGUACUGUCUGAUAUAUACUUCACAGAUGACAGUGAACCUAUGGAUACCAUUUUGGAUAUUAUAUCGGGUAAGGCGGAGAAUAAUACCCCAGAAACUGAAGUUAUUUGCAUUGAAGAACAAUUGGCAAGUUUAGUUGAAGAGUUGAUGCGCGAAUUUUUCAUUUUGGUUCGAAGUCGUUUUGAGCUAGAGAGCACAAACACAGAUAUUAACUUACUGAUUAGAGCUUUAGAUCGUAUCCACAGUCGAGUACAAGCAUUUAACCGGUCACUGUUAACAUCAAUCACUUCUGUAGAUAUUGAUGAUGAAUCGGUAGAUGAGAUGAACUCUGAAUCAUCACUAUCUAUUAUGAAUCGUUUUUCUUCAUUGACCAGUCAAUUUUCAAAUUCUGUACUGGAAAUAAUUAAUCAAGUUGCCCGAGCACAAACUACAUAUUAUUUUGAUAUAUUAUGUCAAAAUGCUGUUGAAUCAUUCACAGAUCUUCGUCAUAAACUAGCCAGUCACGGAUUACAAACACUGACAUCGAAUACAACGAAUGAAGAAUUUACUAAAAUGAAUAUGAUGGAAAAUGAUAAUCGUCAGCUUGCUACACUUUUUGAUGCUCUUAAUGCAUCGCUUGUUUCUCAGCUGCGUAAUGUAUUGAAAUCUGAAGAGGCAUUUCUAAAUACUGAAAGUACAUUUUCCAGUGAACCACAAUUUCGUAAUUGUUUUUGCAUUGAUCAAAUUCGAGAAGGUCUUAUAGUUGGAUAUCUGAACUUUCUUGUGCAAUUCCUCAGUGAUCUUGCGAAGACGGCUGUGUGUAAAAUUCCUGGUCCAAUUUUACUCAUUCUUGCAAAAAUGUGUUUAACAUGGGCGAAUUCUGGUACAGUCGGGCAUUUAAUGUCUUUAGCCGAUGAGUUCAUGUUAUGCGGUGCACAAAAUAAAGAAAUAAGCGAAGAUUUCCUGUCUGAUAAUGGAAGUCGAUCACUCACCACUUCGAAAGAUGUAUCAGAUCGUUUCAGAACUACUGGUAACGAACUUCUGAUUGCUUUUGUCCGACUGGAAGGUACAAACUUGGCACAGUUGCUGCGGAAGAGUGUAGAAGCAAGGGAUUGGCUGAAAAACUUGGAACCACGUUCGGUUCGUUCAGCUGUUAAGAGAGUGAUAGAAGAUCUGGUUUUAUUAGAUCAUCAAGUUAGUCAGUUAUUUGCAUCUUGCACACGUAAUCGUGAUCGAAUUUCUGACUCACGUUCAAGUCGUAGUCUACGGCCUAGUACUUCAUCGCAUUAUAUAGAUGCUACACGAUCCGGCGGUUCUGGACAAGGCAUUCAUUGUGCUGAUUUAGAUCCAACUCUAGCUACUCAUUUACGUCGUCUUUUCACUCAGAGAGUAGACAUUUUUGCUGCAGUUGAUGCCAACCGGGAAUCAUUGCUUCUGGGUGUUAUUAAAAUAGGUCUGAAGACUUUAAUAGAGUGUGUACGCUUGCAAACAUUCGGUCGUUAUGGUUUACAACAAAUACAAGUUGAUUGCCGAUAUCUACAAAUACAUUUAUGGCAUUUCGUGAACGACGAGAAGCUUAUUUGUAUGUUAUUGGAAGAUGUAAUAUACAGCGUCGUUCAGCGUUGUGUAGACCCGUGUUUCAUGGAAGAGAGUGUUGUUGAAGCAAUAUGCAGAAAUAGUGAUAGUGAAUUUUGGACGCAGCCGCGCAUUACAAAAAGGUCGUUACGCGUGGUUCUUGACAAAACUGAAAUAUAUGCACAGAAAGAAUGGUAUAGUUCAUGUGGAAACUCGAAAACCUCUAAAGAAACUGCUCAACAACUUUGUGUCUAACAGGUGCGAAUUUAGAAGAUACCCCAAGUUCUCUCCGUAGUUGUUAUCCUGCAAUCCAAUUCACAUUAGAGGAGUCUGAUUAAAAAAUAGCCUCCUUGGAUGUUUAACUCACGGGACGUGACAACAGGACAUUGAAAAGACCCAUCCACAAAAGGCCGAAAUAAAACGAACAACUUACGAUCUUCUACAGUUAAAUGCUUAUACAUACAAAACUGAAUCUGGUCCGGUCAAUGAGUCGAAGGACCCGCAACAUUUUCAUCCCUAACACCAAUGAAUAGAAGCUGAACGGUUUAAAAGGUGCCUAUCGCAAAUGGCUA
Trichobilharzia szidati is the source of this 4763-nucleotide messenger RNA. The record is from the annotation of a GenBank genome assembly. NCBI's taxonomy places the organism in Eukaryota, Metazoa, Platyhelminthes, Trematoda, Strigeidida, Schistosomatidae.